Molecule: messenger RNA, 998 nt
Organism: Ornithodoros turicata
Lineage: Eukaryota; Metazoa; Arthropoda; Arachnida; Ixodida; Argasidae
Gene: Der-2
Product: derlin-2-like
Exons: 6
Coding region: 170-889 (239 amino acids)
Biological process (GO): endoplasmic reticulum unfolded protein response
Cellular component (GO): Hrd1p ubiquitin ligase ERAD-L complex; endoplasmic reticulum membrane
Molecular function (GO): misfolded protein binding; ubiquitin-specific protease binding
Source: RefSeq, a predicted model, not a curated record
AACUAGAGGAUAGAGGUGUCCGUUAACCGCCUGAGGCUGAGUCGCUGAGGUGACUGAGCUCGCUGAAAUACACGUGUAAUACACUUUUGGCACGUAAAUUAUGGACAGUAAGCUCCACCCCGGCGUGCACGAAGAACUGCUCUUUCAUUAGUAGUCACGAACUGACAUCAUGGCUCUCCAAAUGCUGGUACAAGAGUUCUUGCAAAUCCCGGUAGUGACGCGAACAUAUACUACAGCAUGUAUUCUGACGACAGUCGCAGUGCAACUUGACAUAAUCUCACCCUUCCAACUGUACUUCAACCCAACAUUAAUUACAAAGCAUUACCAGCUAUGGAGACUGAUGACAACAUUCCUGUUUUUUGGAACUUUUGGUUUCGCUUUCUUCUUCAACAUGCUGUUCACAGUCCGCUAUUGCCGAAUGCUUGAGGAAGGAUCUUUCAGGGGCAAAACAGCUGACUUUUUCUUCAUGUUUCUCUUUGGUGGAUCACUCAUGAUAAUCAUUGCAAUCUUUGUAAACCAGCUGUUUCUUGGUCACGCAUUCACCACAAUGUUGGUGUACAUCUGGAGUAGACGAAAUCCAUAUUUCAGGUUAAAUUUCUUUGGACUCAUCAACUUCCAAGCCCCGUAUCUUCCCUGGGUUCUUUUAGGUUUUUCUUUGUUGCUAGGCAACUCUGUGGUUGUGGACGUCAUAGGCGUGAUCGUUGGGCACAUCUAUUAUUUUCUGGAAGAUGUCUUCCCAAACCAAAGAGGUGGUUUUCGAGUACUCAAGACACCACGUGUAAUAAAAUACAUCUUUGAAGAAGUACCGUCGGAUCCAAACUACAAUCCACUUCCUGAAGAAAGACCAGGUGGCUUUGACUGGGGCAACAAUGAUAACAGGGGUGGCUAAAAGGGAGAUUUUAGUUAAAAAAAAAAAGUAUUUACAAAGGAAAGGAACCAUGAUUACCCCACCACUGACAGUAUGAAGUUUUUUGUUUAAAUAAAUAUUUGAUUUAAUA